This is a messenger RNA of Tilletiaria anomala UBC 951, 1307 nucleotides long. RefSeq lists its product as uncharacterized. The coding region runs from base 237 to 818 and encodes 193 amino acids. Lineage: Eukaryota; Fungi; Basidiomycota; Exobasidiomycetes; Georgefischeriales; Tilletiariaceae. The record is from RefSeq and is a predicted model, not a curated record. The transcript is spliced from 3 exons.
UCUGAAGUAGACCUUGGAGCCGCGACUAUCUCUGACACCCUCCACCGCAAGGGAAGAGAACGCUGGACUCCUGUUGUGUUGCAGUGUGUUUUCAACGAAAGCAGAUCAGAAGCUACAACCCAGGGUCGAUCACAAACGCAACUCCAGACGCCGCCCUUCCUCGGGGGGACGCUGAACACUACUCAUCUGUCCAUCCUCCAUAGUUAUAAGCAACCCCAUCAUAUUGAUACAGAAGGAUGACGUGUGCAUUACUGUACUCAGAUGACUUUUCCUCAAGCAGCAAGAAGGAUAUUGACCCCCUCGCGCUCUUGCAUGACCAUGCGCUAGAGUCGGACCCAGAGCUGGACAUCUCUGUGCUCACGGACGACGAGCUUCUCGACCUGCUCAAAGCAAACAAAGACGGCAGGCCGCUGCAGGGCUGGCUCGGCACGACGCUGACGCCCCGCCUGCUUGGCGACGUUUUAGAGCCUUCAAGCAGCUGCAGCAGUAGCAGCGGCGCCGGCCACGGGCCCACGCUUCGCUUACCGGAUUCUCCCGUCAGCGCCAGCUCGUCCUCUUCGUUGUCAGCAGGCAGCAUCCUGAGUCUCGACAACGUUCCUUUCUCGCAUCCUUUGCAUAACAGCAGGGCGUUCCCAGGGCAUACAGUCUACGGUGGCGGAAGCAGCGUUGGACAUCCGUCCUAUGCGUCUCAGUACGGAGGGAGCAGCUCGAUGAGCAGCUACAAUGCAAGCCAAGGGACGGCUGGUACGUCACAGACCAGCCUUGGUAGUCAGAGCUUCAGCAGUAGCUACAAUAGCCAACACGAUGAGGGAUGCUGAAAAGCAUGUCGCUUAGAGUCGACCCUCCGUCCAUCAGAUGCCCACGGCUUGCAAGAUGCCCCCACCCCCAGUAUGAGUUUCUCCAGUCGCAACCGCGAGCAGAUCCACAUGACACUUCCAUCCCCGCCCCACUUUACCGCCGCCUGCGUCGCCCUCGAAUCAGCUGCAUUGCAAGUGACUUGCCCAUACAACUUCGCAUUGAUGAUUACCCAGUCAAUAAGCAGCGCAUACCGACGCGGUCAAUCUGAUCACCCUAGCACAGACCGUGCAUCUUUGUCCAUCCUCGUCGCAACCACUUGGGCUACAGGCUACAGCAGCAGGGGCAAUAGGUGUCAAGUGACAAUUGACGCGCUUCUUACUGCUUUCCGCCACCUUUCUCACGUCCUUGCACUAUGUAUGUGUAGCAUUCAUUGCCUGUUGUAAUAUCCGAAUCCAAAUUUGUCCGUGUAUGUCUUCUCGCUGGCCCGAUUUACCGGCAGAAGCAGCCGC